Moesziomyces aphidis is the source of this 2661-nucleotide messenger RNA. The record is from the annotation of a GenBank genome assembly. NCBI's taxonomy places the organism in Eukaryota, Fungi, Basidiomycota, Ustilaginomycetes, Ustilaginales, Ustilaginaceae.
AUGCCGCCAAAAAUCAGACAGAGGGGCAAAAAGCCCUCGAAGCUUCGAAAGCUGCAGGAGGACGAGGCGGAGUCCAAACAAGAACAACCUGUGGCAUCCACCUCGAACCAGAUCCAGACUCAAGCCGACUACAUCGCCCUCGACAACACGACCACAGCGGCAGAUGCAAGCUCGCAGCAGCCUCAGCAAGAAGAUGGCCAGCCCAACUGGGUGCGCCUGGGCGAGCGAUCGAGCAAGGCCGAGCAUGAGGCUCCCUUUGGCUACGUCGAUGCCGAGCUCAAGGCGUAUCUGCGUGCGGGUUGGGAGCGUGCCACCGAGCUCGAAACGCAGGGCUACUCGGCCAAGUCGACUAUGACUGCGCUCGCCGCCGCCUCGUCCGGCGGUUCAGAUGCGACACAUCCGGCUGGCAAUGGCGACGAGGAGCAGGAAGAAGACGAGCUGGCGCUGCUGCUGCAGGCAACUCUCAAGGAGAUGGACGGCAAAGAGCUGCUCCUCUCGACCGACCCCGACACCUCGCUCAUCGUAGAGGCCAUCCUGCAUCGCCUGCCCGCCAAGCCCCUGCGCGUUUUCGUCGACCGCCUCGCAGGCAACUUUGCCGUGCUGUCCAAACACAGAUUCGCCAGCCACGUCGUUCAGGCAUGCCUGGCCACCUUGCAGCCUGCCGUCACGCUCGAACCCGCCACGCAGCAGCACCUUUCCCAGCACCAGCACCGAAACGGCUCUGCCACGAAUGGCAAGGCGGCUGCAUCGUCGGCAUUUGCCAGCGACACGGCGACCAUCGUCAACGAGGACGGCGUGCUGCGCUCCGCCACCCAGCUCAUCCUCGAUAUCGCCGAGGAGCUCGCGUCGGAUCAGGCUCAGCUGGCGGCGCUCGUUUCGGACGCGUUCGGAUCGCAUGUGCUCCGCUCGCUGCUGUGCGUGCUCAUGGGGCGCAACAUCCAGAUGGACACAUCGUCGUCGGCACACGCUGCAGCGGCGGCUGAUCUCCGAUCGCGCAGGAGCGCAAAGUUCCGCACGCGCAAGGCACCCACCUCGGUAGCGGGCAGUGGCGCAGAGGACCUGCUCGUGGUCAUUCCCGACCUGCUCUACACCCGUGCCGCCACGCUGCGCAGUGAAAUCCUCGGCGAAGCAGGCACGGACGUUGUGCGACGCUGGGCGGCGGAUGCCGUCGCGUCGCCGCUGCUGCAGCUGCUCAUCGACGCCGAGGUCGACGCACUCGGCGACGCCGCCGAUGAGGGCGAAUGGUCCGGCUCGCUCGUCGACCUCUUCCUGGGCGGGUUCGUCUCCAAGCCGCCCACGACAGGCGAGGGCGAGGCGGAGCGCGAUGCGUAUCUCGAGACGUCGCUGCGCGACAGUGUGGCGUCACACGCGCUGCAGCUGGCACUCGAGCGUGCACCUGCCGCUACCGCCGCGCGCUUCUUUGCGGUCUACAUCCACGGCCGUAUGGCCAAGCUGUGCAUCCAUCCUGCAGCGAACCACAUUGUGGCGGCGCUGCUGCGUCGGCUUUCGGCCGCCGAGCUUGCGCCCGCCAUCGCGGAAAUGGGCAAGGUCGCCACGGGCAUGGUCAAGGAGCAGAUGAUCGGGUGUCUGCAAGCUGCUGUGGAACGUGUCGGGCAGCUGUGCGAUCCUGCUGCGGCGGUGGAGGGAGACGGCGCGAGGGAGCUGGUCAAGGCGGUUUCGGGGGUCGUGUUGGGUGCGUUCAGGCUCAAGGCCAAGGCGGAGGGUGAGGAGGGGAUGGAGCUGUUGGUGCCUGCAGUGCUGGCACUCAAGACGCGCAAGGCGUAUCUGCACACAUUCGCAGCGCAUCUCAAGCACGAUGAGGCUGCCGACCAGGCGGGUAAGAAGCGCGGACGCGAUGGAAAGCCGCUGUCGAAGUCCAAGGCCAAGUCGAAAGCCAAGUACGCCAAGGUGCGCGAAGCGCAGGCGGAGUCGGACGAGGGGCAGGUGGCAUGGACCAUAGAUGCGGAGUACGAAGUGCCGCCGGCCGAAGCCACUGUUCAGGGCAGUCUGUUGCUGCAGUCACUGCUGCGACUUCCUGGACCCAGUGUACCGCCACGUGGGCCGGUCAAGCGGACCUUUGGUCGACCUACUGCUGCGGCACCGGUAGAGCGGGUCGAGGUGUUCGGUAGCGCGCUGGUGCUCGAAUCGUUACUUGCGCUGCCGACGCUUGCGCCGUUUGCGCGCAACCCGACGGCGGUACACACGCUCAUCGCCGCCCUCACACCGCCGACCACACCCGCCACCACCGGUCUGGAUGCGGCACAGGCGAAUCGACGCCGCAAACUCGGCGGUGCACUCGUGGCGCAGCUCGCGCACUUCUGCGGCGACAAGUACGGCAGCCGUCUGGCGGAUCAGCUCUGGUACACCUCCGACGGCUACUCGAAGGAAAAAAUCGCAAAGACGGUCGUGGAGAACUCGGACACGAUCCUGCGCGGCGCGUACGCGGGCUACUUUACCAACAAGCUCCAGCUGCAGCUCUUCCGAAAGGGCAAAAUGCGCGAAUGGACACAGGCCAUCCAAUCCCAACCACCUCCACGCAAGGAGGCACAGCAGACGGUGGUGGAGAAGCAGAGCCCCAUCGUGGUGGCGACGUCGAGGAAGGAUAAGAGCACCAAGCGCAAGAUCGACGGUCAACUCGAUGCCAUCCUCGACACGAUCUAG